AUGGGCUCGGUCAAUAAGUGGUUUUUCAUCGAGAUCCAGCAGGUCUUUCAGGAGCACAGUGUGGUGGUGUGCAACAGUGUGUGGCAGUGUAUAGCACAGUGUGGUGGUGUGCAACGUGUGCAGCAGUGUAUAGCACAGUGUGGUGGUGUGCAGCAGUGUGUGGCAGUGUAUAGCACAGUGUGGUGUGUGUGGCAGUGUAUAGCACAGUGUGGCGGUGUGCAACAGUGUGUGGCAGUUGUGUGGCAGUGUAUAGCACAGUGUGGCGGUGUGCAACAGUGUGUGGCAGUUUAUAGCACAGUGUGGCGGUGUGCAACAGUGUGUGGCAGUGUAAAGCACCGUGUGGCAGUGUGCAGCAGUGUGUGGCAGUGUAUAGCACAGUGUGGCGGUGUGCAACAGUGUGUGGCGGUGUAUAGCACAGUGUGGCGGUGUAUAGCACAGUGUGGUGGUGUGCAGCCAUGUAUAGCACAGUGUGGCCGUGUGCAACGUGUGUGGCAGUGUAUAGCACAGUGUGGCGGUGUGCAACAGUGUGUGGCAGUUUAUAGCACAGUGUGGCGGUGUGCAACAGUGUGUGGCAGUGUAAAGCACCGUGUGGCAGUGUGCAGCAGUGUGUGGCAGUGUAUAGCACAGUGUGGCGGUGUGCAACAGUGUGUGGCGGUGUAUAGCACAGUGUGGCGGUGUAUAGCACAGUGUGGUGGUGUGCAGCCAUGUAUAGCACAGUGUGGCCGUGUGCAACGGUGUGUGGCAGUGUAUAGCACCGUGUAA
This is a messenger RNA of Neoarius graeffei (lesser salmon catfish), 762 nucleotides long. Its product is annotated as keratin-associated protein 5-5-like. Lineage: Eukaryota; Metazoa; Chordata; Actinopteri; Siluriformes; Ariidae. The transcript has 6 exons. Bases 1 to 762 code for a protein of 253 amino acids. The record is from RefSeq and is a predicted model, not a curated record.